Molecule: messenger RNA, 1714 nt
Organism: Elaeis guineensis (African oil palm)
Lineage: Eukaryota; Viridiplantae; Streptophyta; Magnoliopsida; Arecales; Arecaceae
Molecular function (GO): 3'-5'-RNA exonuclease activity
Source: RefSeq, a predicted model, not a curated record
GCCCCAUCACCGACAAAAAACUAAAGCUCUCUCCGCGUCUCUCUCGCCCGUGUCUCCCUUCGGUGUCCUUCUGAUCACCUCUCUCUUCUCGGGCUCUGCUGCUACUAAUAAUUAGGGCACGAACUCUCACCCACUUCGUGUCGAGGAGAAAAAGAUCAAGAAUUCUAUCACAAGGAAGAGGAAAAGCUCUGCGCUUUGGUGUCAUCUUUGAUUCCAAGGUCAUGUAGAUUGGUGCUCUCAAGAAGCAAAGGUCAUGUAGAUCGGAGAUAUUUAUCCCUUUUGCUUUGUUUUUCUUCUUGAUUGGAGCCUUGGAAUUGUGGGAUACUGAGAAAGGGGGGAGAACGAUGAGCGUUUCGAUCACGGUGAUGACCUUUAAUCUCCAUGAGGGAGACCAGCCGAGCGAAAGCCCCAACUCGUGGGAGAAGCGUAGGGAUCUCUGCAUCAGCGUCAUCACCAGCUACUCCCCAACUAUCCUCUGCACUCAACAAGGGUUGAAGUGGCAGUUGGAGCACCUCCAGCAGUGUUUACCAGGUUAUGAUCAAUUUGGGGUUUCAAGGAAAGGAUCCCAGGAUACCUCAGAUGAACACUGCACAAUCUUCUAUGAUAAGGAAAAGGUGGAGCUUCUUGAAGGUGGUACCUUUUGGUUGUCAGAAUCCCCCUCUGUUCCAGGAAGCAUAUCAUGGGGAGCCACAGUUCCAUGUAUUGCUACAUGGGCGACAUUUCAACUUAAGAGAGUUGAACCACCAGGAUUCAGCUUCCAGAUUGUAAAUACAAACCUUGAUGAAUUGAGUCCCCGUGCACGAAGACGAAGUGCUUUACUCACAUGGCAACACAUAGCAUCUUUGCCACCUAACUUGCCAGUUGUAUACUGUGGAGGAUUUAACACACAAAAGGAGUCCACAACUGGGCGUUUUUUGCUUGGGAGAUCUAGGGAGCAUGGUGUUGUUGGUGAUAUGAGAGAUGCCUGGCCAAAUGCUCGGGUUCGGAAAAAUGUCUCUUUGAUACGCACAUAUCAUGGAUUCAAAGGAGACAAACAAGGUGCUAUGGAGUUCCUAAAGUUGAUAUUCAGAGCUCUUUGCCUCUGCUGGGAUCGCCAGACUCAGGAUUUGCAUAUUGACUGGAUCCUCUUUAGAGGGCGCUCGCUGGUCCCAGCAUCUUGUGAAGUUGUGAAUGAUAAUAUUGAUGGUUUAUAUCCAUCAUCACAUUAUCCUAUCUUUGCUGAGUUUAUGCUUCCACGUACCGUGCGGUUGCUUGAUACGCCCACUUAAAUCAAGUGUUUUGGUUAAAAUAUCCUGGCAACUGAUUGCAACUGUGUGCCUCAAAUAUUAAAAGAAUAUCGGAGAGGUGUUAAGCUUGGAGAGCUUGAUCUCAUUACCACGGGGAACUACUAGAACUCCACUUGGCAUCGACACCAUAUAUGACUGCAAGUUUCAUUUUAGUCUUGUUUUCUGCUCCCAUUGCGGACUAAAUUUAGGCAUGUUGGUGAGAUAUCCAUUAGUGUGAAACGGUUAAUUUUUGAAAGCAAUGUGAUGUAAUUAUAUGAUGAAGCUGCGGCGUCCCUCCCUCAAGAUUCUAUCAGGUUGUAGGUCUCAUGGGAAAUCGCUGAUGUCUGGUUAUGUUUGCUUGAUAUUGCUGUUGUAAUUCUUUAUUUUAAAUAGUGCUAUUAGUAAUUUUUUACAAAUGAAAUUAGUAAUUCGUGAUCUGCUGGUCAGUA